CGCGCGCAUCUGAAAGUGAACGCUUUGGGGCUCUCGGCGCUCGCUCUCUCUGGUCUGGCCGUCCGCGCCAUCCUGGUUGCCGUGCUGUGGCCCGGGUGGCGGGCGGUAUGGAGGAGCCGCAGGCCGUCGCGGGCGCGAACGUGUCGCUUCACAACUUCAGCGCAAGGCUGUUGGAGCAGCUCGUCCACUUCCACGUCAUGCGGCUCACAGACUCGCUUUUCCUGUGGGUGGGGGCAACGCCGCAUCUACGCAACCUCGCAGUGGCCAUGUGCAGCCGCUACGACCCUAUCCCUGUGUGCACCUCCCUUUUUGGAGACACCUCUGACACAACCUCCACUGGCCUUGCCCAGCGCUUAGCCAGGAAGACCAGUAAACAGGUGUUUGUCAGCUACAAUCUCUCCAACACAGACAGUAACUUCACAUUACUAGUAGAAAACAGAAUCAAGGAAGAAAUGGCGACGUUUCCGGAGAAGUUCUGAGUGGCAGAAGGAAGAGUGUGUAACUUGUGUAUAAACUACAUUUCAAUAAACAGGUUGGGUUUUGUCUCA
This is a messenger RNA of Mesocricetus auratus (golden hamster), 548 nucleotides long. It is a transcript of the gene Psmg4, whose product is annotated as proteasome assembly chaperone 4. The record is from RefSeq and is a predicted model, not a curated record. Gene Ontology annotation, biological process: proteasome assembly. The transcript has 3 exons. Bases 108 to 479 code for a protein of 123 amino acids. Lineage: Eukaryota; Metazoa; Chordata; Mammalia; Rodentia; Cricetidae.